This is a messenger RNA of Orcinus orca (killer whale), 8454 nucleotides long. RefSeq lists its product as uncharacterized. The record is from RefSeq and is a predicted model, not a curated record. Lineage: Eukaryota; Metazoa; Chordata; Mammalia; Artiodactyla; Delphinidae.
GUGCACGGGCUUCAGUAGUUGCAGCACACGGGCUCAGUAGUUGCGGCAUGCGGGCCCUAGAGUGCAGGCUUAGUAGUUGUGGCGCACGGACUUAGUUGCUCCGUAGCAUGUGGGAUCUUCCCGGACCAGGGAUCGAACCCGUGUCCCCUGCAUCUGCAGGCGAACUCUCAACCACUGUGCCACCAGGGAAGCCCCAGCCAUCUGUUCGUAAAGUCGCCCCCACCCUCCACUGGGCCCGGGUUCCUCAGGGACCCUGAGGGAGGGCAGCUUUCCUUACAUCCCCUUCACAGGUGUGGUUGGAAGUCUUUUCUUGCCAGGCAUGAAGUCCUGCCUCCUCCCCCCACUCCCUGCUGCUGGCUCCUGGAUGGGAGGCUGCUCCCAGGGAGGGUGAGGAGCUGGCCGCAGCCCCUAAGCCAGCUGUGGACAGCAGUCAGGGGGGUGCCAGUGCUCUUGUCCUCCCUCCUGGCUGGUGCGGCUGGCCAUCUUUCACGCAGAGUUACGUAAGCUUGAGUCAAUUGGAGCUCAGAGCAGUUCAUUGUGGGCUAUUUUUAAGCUGUAACACAUCACAGCAGAGGGGUCACUGCACCAUGGCUUGCAGGGAAGGUUGUUUAAACAUCUGUUAUUUAAAUUUCCCUGUGCCUUAAAGCUCAAAAGCCAUGUCCUCCUGCACUCUCAGGUUCUGCAUUUCACAUCCCAGAUGAGGAGUGGAUUAUCACCCCUCACCCUGCCAUAGUUUCCUCUAGGACUGGGGUUUUCUGCACCGUGACUGCCUUUCUUUGGGGUGAAGCAGCGGGGCAGGGAGAAGGUGCCAGCUCCUUCAAACAUGGUGCUGCCUCCGUGGAAUGGGUGCACCCUGAACAGGAGAGACUUCCAGGGAAGCAGGAAGUUAGAGUUCACAGGGUGGAGAGGAAAACACAGACAGAGUGCUGGGUGUAGAGCUGAGAGACAGACAGAGGGUACAGCCUUCCUCCUGGGGGGCUUUGGUUUCCCAUCAGGACCCAGAGAGUGUUGAUCACAAGGUCCUUGUGGGUCUCUUCAGAAGCCUGCCUCUGCUUGGGCUGUGCUCCUACCUGCAGUGCCCUCCCUCCACAGACCUAAGUGCUACCCACGUGCAGCCUCUGGGACAGAGGGCUGGUGUCUGAGCCCUUGGACAGUAGGCAGAGAUGAACCUCUGGGGAAACAGGCAUUGCUUUUCACUCCAUUAUCAAGUGGUUAGCUGCACUGGGAGCCCUUUAAGGCUCCUUUUUAAUUAAUUAAUUAUUUAUUUUAUUUAUUUAUUUUUGGCUGCGUUGGGUCUCCGUUGCUGCACGUGGGCUUUCUCUAGUUGCGACGGGCGGGGGCUACUCUUUGUUGCGGAGCACAGGCUCUAGGUGCGCAGGCUUCAGUAGCUGUGGCUCACGGGCUCUAGAGUGCAGGCUCAGUAGUUGUGGCGCACGGGCUUAGUUGCUCUGCAGCAUGUGGGACCUUCCUGGACCAGAGCUCGAACCCAUAUCCCCUGCGUUGGCAGGCGGAUUCCUUAACCACUGCACCACCAGGGAAGUCCCUAAGGCUCCUUUUGAUCCUAGAUUUUUGGAGAUGUCGAGUCUUCCCAGAGUACAGGGAGGAGAAGGCAGGUAGACUGGAAGAGUGCAGGGCCAGGGACUUGACAGAGCUGACACCUGAGAGCACAACAGAGCCCAAAAUAUGUCUGUGUUGGAGAAGCAAGUCUGGGAGACUUGGCUGGUCAUGAGGUAGAAUGGGGCCUUCUGUGCCUCUCCUCUUGAUGCCCUUCCUGCCCACCACCCUCAAGUUCUCCUAGGUAGGAGGAUUCCAGCCUGAUCCACUGGGAAGGAGGGUUUCUCAGAGUGAGGUGACUGUCCCCAUCUUCUGAAGUCUGACCCUCUCCACAGGGUUUGGGGCCUUCCCCCAAGCCUGCCCGGAGCGGGUCAGGUGAAGUGUGAAGGGAGGCAGUGCUGGAACCCGCCCUCAUAGAGGAGCCUCUGUAUGGCCUCGCCCUCAGACUGAGCUCCUUCCUGUUGCUUCCUGGCCCCUCCAUCCCAGACAGCCCUCAGCCUGGGGAAUGGGCUCAGCCUGGGGGAGGGGCUCUCUAGGUUGCCAUGGUAACAUGUUGGCCCUCCUCACUUUCCAGAAUCAGAAAUAGAAUUGGAUGCCCUUCUUCCUGAUGGAUAAAGCAGAGGGGCUUCAGCAGGCCAAGAAUUCUGAAUACAAGAGACUCAGCCAGGUCCCACAGGGUAUGUAACUAGCCCCUACUCAGUACUGACAGCUUCCUGGGAGGCACUGGCUUAGUGCCCCCCAGGAAAAUGCCCCCUCCCAUGCCUGAGCCACCUGCUAAGCUAUUGGGAGGAGGAACAGGGCCAUGUGGGUUACAGCUUGGGUGGGGGCUUGGGGCUGCAGCAAUCGGAAGGGAGGCAUGUUGGCUCCCCUCCAGCAGGGUCCAUGCCAACGUGGCCCUGCGCAUGACACCUGUGAUGGCAUUGUAGUUUCCUGAAGUGUGGGUCCAGAGCCUGGUGGCCUGGCUUCGGAUUCUGGCUCUACAACUCACUAGCUGCAACCUCUGUGAAUUCUCUCUCUUCCCUGUGCCUUGAUUUCAUCAUUUAUAAAAUAAGGGUGACAGCACCCGGCUCUUGUUGAAUUGCUGUGAGGCUGGGUUACAGUGCUCAGCACUGCCUGGCACAGAGGAAGGGCCCAGUCAAUAGCAGUCACUGUUCUUAUUGCUAUAAGGGGUGUUUGCUUCCCAGGUGGGAAAAGCUUUCUCCUCUCUCCGGGCUGCCUUCUUUGGUCUUUCCUUAGUGGGGCACACCCUUCUCAGAUCCAUUGUUCAUGAGGACUCCAGCCCGGAAAGGGAGAAUUAUGCCUCACUUUCGCAGGAGUCGGGGGAUGGCUCAGUGGUCGGACAGGCAGGGACUCAGGGCCUCCCUCCAUGCUUCUCCAGCCCUCCCACAACCACAGGAGGCUGCUACUAGCAUCUCUGUUAUGGGGAAAAACAAAACAAAAUUAAAAAACAGUUUGCUUGGGGCCAGAGAUUAAUGAAGUUAAUAGUGUUCAGCAAGUAUGUGUGUGUGAAUGCACACAUGUGCAGACCACAGACCCUUGGGCUCUGUCACCUUCCUGGGCCAUAGUGUGUGGUGAGCAGCAGUGUCCAGCCACAUCUAUCCCCAUUCUUAACUGAAGGCAGCAUCUGGGGAAGGGGGAGGGGGUCCGGGGGCCUGAGACAUGGCUGAGUCAGGCUUUGCCCAGUGCUGAGUCAGGAAGGUGCAGACGAAGCACAGAGCUAGCCUUGGUCCCUGGUCACAUCGCUUCACACCCCAUGGCCAACCGUAAGCACUAUUUUUAACUUCUGUGAAAACACACCGCUUCAGAGGACGAGACUACAGCUUCGUUCUCCACAAACCUGUUUCCUGGGUAGAAAGACUGAGGCCUGAAAGGAUAGCCCUGGAGGACAGAGGGAGGAGGCCCAGAGCUCAUAGCUGGGGGAAGGAGGAAGGUCUGACCCCGCCCCAGUCAGAACCUCCAGACUCAGGCCUGUAGCACUGGUCAGUUCCCCAAACUAGGCCUGUCCUCUGUGGCUGCAGGGCACAUCUGGGCCUCGGCUGGUUGUCCAGGCAGGUCCCACUCCUCCCUGACCCUCUGCCCAUCUACAAAAUGGAGGGUAGGACUGCCCACCUCGUCUAAUAGCUUUCUUUUCUGUGUGCUACCCAAGUCCAGUCCUUUGUCCAACUUGUCCUCACUGCGUAUGCAGUUGUACCCAAUGUGUACCCAGUUCUGCACCCACCAUACCCGCACUGUGUAGCCAGCCCUGUGCCCACUGUGUGGACAGCCCCCUAACCACUGUGUCCCCACUGUGCCCAUCCUGUAAUUUCCACUGGUGGCCUAGCCCUAUGCCCAGUGUUCUGCCCCCCUUCUGGCCAAGGUGAAGUUGACACAAUAUGACAAGGGCUAGAACAUUCUGACUUGAGGGUUCUGAGCAGAGGCCCCACUCCCACCCGUGUCGUCCCCAUCCCCACCUCUGUGGGAUACUGGUCCUGGGCCUCAAGGACAUGUGACUCUGGGGAGGGGGCUCUGUGAGGCACAGGCAGGGGAAAGCCAUCUGGAGCAGAGAGACUGCCAAGGAGCUGCUGUCCCUGGAGCGGGAGCUGGGGAACAUGGAGGAGGGGAGUUAGAGCCUGAGCCUGGGCCCCUCACCCACUUCUGCCUCGCAGGACUGAGUGGUGAAGGGGCUUUGCCCCCCACAGGGGCCUCGGGUCACACACUUGGAACUGCAUCCCUGGGUCAGGGCUUACGUCUCAAGUUGCCACGUGGGAAAUGGGGAGAAAGAGGCAAGUCUGGCAUCUGAGGUAAACUGGGAACCCAGGGGCUUCCUCAGUAUCUCCCCUGCCUACCUUUUUCCCUUGGCCUUAUACACGCUCUCGCCUCUAGGAGCACUGCCCUCCCUCUAGGGCUGGCCUGGGCAGAGUGGCCACCUGGCUGGCAAGGAGAGAGGAGGCCAGUCUAGGGUUGGCAGAAUUCACUGGGGUCCCUUGGCCUUUCUACCUCUCAAGAUUCCCUGGGCAGGCCCCCAUUCCUCAGGGGGGUGGGGCCCCUGGUUUCCCACACUCUCUCACCCUCCCCCAGGUCACUGGGGGCUGUGAUGUGUGGGGUUGCCACACAUGGCAACGAAGUGGGGGCAGGGCACCUAGGGCAUGGAGCAGGACUAUGGAAGUCACCAAGAAAGUGGGGGGCCCUGAUCCAUCGGGCUCCCAGGGCCACCCCUCAGCUGGCAGCCAGCAGCUGGGCGGUGGCCCUAGAGGGUCCCAGGGACCAUGGAUAAGCUCAGGAUCUGUAUACUUGAGGCAGGGGUUGUCACUGUCCACCGAGGCCAUCCUUGAUGGGUCCUAUGGCUCAGCCUCCCAGGCCCAUACACACGAGCCCAGUCACCAGCAACUCUGGGACCCUGCUGAGGUUAGCUCCCAAUGUGGCUGUGAGCGGGCCUCUGAGGAUUCCCUGAGACUCUCCUCCACUAGCUCGUUUCCAGGCUCUAUCGUGGGAGCCCAAACACAUCUCGUCACAGAGAACAGGACCCUGGCCCUACCGGUGUGCAGGCACGGUGACUGCACCAGUGAUGUGGCCCAGCUCGGACUCUGCUGUUCCCGGCUUCAGGUGCAGAUGGCGGGGGAGGGCAAGGCUCCAGCUAAAGUCCUAGUAGGCUGGGGCAAAGGCCCCUGCAGGCCCAAACAGAUAGCCCCAUUGGGCAUUAGGAAGAGCCGGUGGCUACCGUAUUUUCUUUCAGGGGAGGAUGGCUCAGCUGCAGCCCAAGGUCCUCUUCUGGCUCCGGCCCAAGCUCAGGGCCAGGGCCAGUGCCCAUGUUCGGCUCAGGCUCCUCCAACUCCAACUCCAACUCAGGCAAAUACUCCAGCUCUGGAUACAAUCUCAAUGUCAGCAGCAGUUGAAUCUUACACCUGCAACCUUGACCACCUGAUGGAUACCAAUGCCAUCACCAAGGGCCUGUCCCAAGACCUCUUGCCCAGGAAAUGUGGCAACCAAUGGUCUAUCCAGUUGGAGUCUCCCAAAGGGGUCACAUCCUGCCAGGACAAAGUGAAUUUCCAUUCUCAGGAUGAGCCUGCCACCCCAGCACGCACUCCAAAAGAGUCCCCAGACCAGGCCCAGGAGCUCGAGGUUGCCCAAAGGCCGGUGUUACCAAGGCAGCCUGAGAACCAAGUGGAGAAACCCAUGGUCUGUACCUCCAGGCCAGGCAGCCCCAAACCGGGCUCAGGGCCUCCAGAAACCCCCAAGUCCAAGCGGGGUAACCAGGAGAUCUGCAGCUCUCAGCCAGGUCAGCAGCCCCUCAAUGCUUGCAGCAACACCUGCUCCAAUGUGCCGCCGUCUGCCUACCAAGUAACCUGCCGCAACUCCCCCACAGUACAGCCUCCCAAGGAAGCCAUGCAGAUACCCCCCUCCAGUGCCCCUACCUGCCAGCUCCGGGAUGCUGUGGAAGACCGUGUGCUGGUGUUUGAUAUGGCCACGGGCAACACCAGAACGGGGCUGCUGUGCCAUGACCCCAUGGGCUCAAGGGCAGUGCUGGUGGGCCUCAUGCCCAGCCACCCAUCCAUCUGUGCCUCUGAAAAUACGUUGUCCACCCGGCCAUUGACCAGGCCCAUCUUCUCCCCUGACAGUGAUGGCUCUAGCUUCUGGUCCACCACACCCAUGGUGUCCAGCCCUGUGCCCUCCAGCCUUUCAUCUGGAAGCUACCGAGAGGUGGCCCUGGUUCCCAAAGAGGCCAGGCUCAACCUGGAGUCACGAGGCUCCCCUGGUACUGAGACACCCAUCAGGAUGGGGAUGCUCACUGGGCAUGUUCCACUGGGUAUGCCCCUCCAAUUUGGAGAGAGGAUACUGAGCCAUGCCUAUGAUCCUGGCUGGUCCAAACCUGACGCUGAAAAAACCGAAACUAGUCACACCAUCUGGAUGCAGGAUGCCUCCAGGAUGCAGGACACCUCUAUGGUCCAGGCCAAGAAACUGCAGUGGAUGAACUCAGAGCUGACCCCAGAGCCUGUACCACCAGCCAAAACCCAGCAGGUGCCCAGACCCCUGCUCCAGGAGGAUGUAGGCAACCACAAUCAGAAAGAGGUCGUUAUUGCUCACCCUGACAGCCCUCAGGUCAAAGGUGCUGGGCACGCCCCACUCUGUGGUCAGCCCCCACUAGCUGAGCAGCAUCCCCUUUCCCGGCAGCCCCCUUCGGCCGGUCAGCCUCCCUCUGCAGAGCAGCGUCCCCUUCCCAGGCAGACCCACCUUUCUGGAUAGCCACCCCUAGCUGAGCAGGCCCCCUCCACCAAGCAGCCCCCACUUCCUGGUCGGGCCCCUCUCACUGGAGCCCCUAUUGCCAGGCAGCUUUCUCUCACUAGGCAGCCUCCCUUUUCCCAAGAACCCCCCAUCUCCAAUAAGCCCACUCUCUCAAGAGGUCCCCCCACCACUAGGGACCCUGGUCAGGCCUCCACCCUGUGCCAGGAAGGUGAGCCAUUGGGCCCGCCUACCCAUGUGGGGGUACUUCGGGUGACCCCGGCCCCUGAGGAGACCUGUGUCUAUGUAAGCAGAGAAAAUGUUGGUGUCAGUGCUGGUCAAAGCUUCAGCUCACAUCGGCUCUCAUCCUGGCAAGCUGGCAGCUGCCCCAGGGAGCGGGAGGAGCAGCCUUCCCUGCUCACAUUCACCACACCUGGUCCUGGCUGCAAGGUCUUGCACGGCCCCCGGUUCAAGCUGACAGCUGAGGACAUUACACACUCGCCAGUGGUCGCGCAGCUUGGCCUUCUCCGAGGGGCCUGCUAUGAGCUGGUGCCCACCAUGGAUGUUCUGCCAGUACGGUCCCCAGUGCUCUGCCGCCAUUCACGGGACCCCUACCAGGACAUGGCAUCUGUGGUGAUCGACACAGGCACAGGCUUCACCAAAUGUGGACUGGCUGGAGAGGACCACGUCCUCAGUGUGCUGCGCUCACGCAUCCAGCUGCUCCAGCAUCCAGUCCACGGCCAGCCCAGGUACGCAGUGCCUGAGAACCGAGAGGGUUCCUACUCGGUGCUGAAUCGAGGAGUGGUCUCUGACUGGGAUGCACUGGAGGUGCUGUGGCAGCACCUGUUCUAUUGCAGGCUGGGUGUGCAGCCCGAGGAGCUGGCUGUGCUUGUGGCGGACUCACCCACAUCACCAUGCACGAACCGAGAAAAGGUGGCUGAAAUACUCUUUGAGCAUUUCCAUGUGCCAGCCAUGCAGACAGUGCAUCAGGCCCUGCUGGCACUCUAUGCUUAUGGGCGGACCACUGGGCUGGUGCUGGGCAGUGGCCAUGGCACCUCCUCUGUGGCACCCAUCAUCACCGGGGAUCUGGCCCCACUUGACACCUACCGGCUGGAUGUGGCGGGUGCUGACCUCACUGAAUACCUGGCUCAGCUGUUGCCGGCAGGUGGCCAGUCACUGUUCAAGGCAUGGCUGGUCAACCAGAUUGAAGAGGCCUGCUGCUAUGUGCCCAUGGACAUGACAGCUGAGAUGGCCCGUGCCCAGGCCCUGGCCCGGGUGGACUUUUUGCUUGCAGACAAGCAGGUUAUCACACUGGGCUCUGAGUGCUUCUGCUGCCCCGAGGCCCUCUUCCAGCCCAAUAUUCUAGGCCUCAAUCAGCCAGGCCUUCCACAACUAGCCCUCCUAAGUAUCAGCCGGCUGGAGGCCAAGCAGCAGGAGCAGCUGCUGGCCAGUGUGGUGCUGGACGGUGGCGGCACCCUGUUGAGUGGCUUUCCUGAGUGCCUGAGACAGGAGCUGGGCCCCGGUGCCACUGUGCUGGGCUCUCUGCACCGUGCUGCUGCUGCUUGGCUUGGAGGCUCCAUCAUGGCGUCCCGGGACUCCUUCCAGAGCCUGUAGCUCAGCCACCGUGAGUACGAGGAGGAGGGCCCAUGGGCCAUCUAUAAGUACCAUCUGUGAGCACAUAAAAGUUCUUUCUGGUUCUGCUUC